GUUCCUGUUCACUAUGAAGGAAGUGAGUAUAAUAUCCCAGUGUGCAUCUGGCUUCAUGAGACUCACCCCGUGUCCCGUCCUCGCUGUUAUGUCUGUCCAUCUGUCUCCAUGGUGAUAAACCCAUACUGUCCCUGUGUGGACGCCUCUGGCAACAUCAGUCUGGAUGGAUUGAAAAACUGGACCCAUGGUGUGUCAGACCUAUCACUGCUCGUGUCAGAGAUGAGGCGGGCCUUCCAGGUGGAUACACCCCUUUAUGCCAGGUGUCCUGUACAAACCCCGCCUCCUACUGGUGUUCAGGUGUCACAGUCAUUGACAGGUGGAAGGUCAGAGAGCCUCCAUCAUCCCUCCAUCACCUCCUCUUCCCUCACCUCCUUCUCUAUCACCUCCUCCCCACAGAGCUGUCGUCUCUCCCUCCCCUCCUACCUGCCUAGACAGAAAGACAACCAAUGGGAGCAUAGCAGGGAGGUGAAGGUGAGGAGGUCUUACACUGAGGAGCUCCUUGGAAUCGACUUCAAUGCUCCUCCUCCCUCCUCCUCCUCCAACCACAACAACCCCUUCCUGAGCUCCUCCUCCUCAGGUCCCCCUCCAGAGCCCCUCAACAGGAUGAUGGGAACUCUGAGACUGGACACAGAGUCUAAUAGAGGCCAGCAGGGGGAUUCAACUUUACGGAGCAACCAAUCAGAAGCAGCUAGUGACAGACACAGAGCAGGUUUUGGACCAGCACCUGGACUAAGUCAGGAGCUGGAUACUCAAAGCCUGGGAGCAGACCACAUUGAGAUGGUGUCCCGUCUCCCUCCGGACCAGGCGACCAUGUUCCUGUCUCUGAUGAGGAUGAAGGGGCGGAGCUUCAGCCCCAGUGAUGUCAUGGAAGCAGUCCAGCUCAACAGAGAUCUCCCAUCAGCCCUAAGAUUUCUGACUCACAGCUGCCCCAUCUGUCAAGACCAGGUGACCUUCAGCAAGAUCAUCACCAUGACUCACUGCUCCUGCUUCCUGUGUCAAACGUGUUUUAAGACGUUUUUCUCUGCAGCCAUUAAAGAGCGAAGCAUCGAUCAGCUGGUUUGUCCUCAGUGUGGCAGACCUGAGGUCAGAGGUCAGGGGGGGAUGGAGGAGUCCAUGGACUACUUCAACCUGCUGGACACUCAGAUCCGUCACUUCCUGCCUCCUCAGGUCCAUGAACUCUUCCAAAGGAAACUCAGGGAUCGAGCUCUGCAGGAGAUGCCGAACUUCUGCUGGUGUGCUCAUUGUUCAUUUGGCAUGCUUCAUGAGGCUGACCGGUUGAGGAUGGACUGUCCCAGCUGUAAGAAGAGUACCUGCUCUCAGUGCAGGUCACCUUGGUCAACUCAGCAUCAGGGUCUGUCCUGUGACCAGUUCAGAGUCUGGCAGCAGCAGAACCAGCUGGACCACCACACCUCCACCCUGCUCAGCUACAACAGCAUCGAGUGUCCAAACUGUCAGUUCAUCUUCAGUCUGUCCAAAGGAGGCUGUCUUCACUUCACCUGCAGUCAGUGUCAGCAUCAGUUCUGUGGAGGCUGCAGCCAGACCUUCACCUUGGGAGCUGCAUGUGGUUUCUCUGCUGACUGUGGAACCAAAGGUCUUCACGCCCACCACCCCAGAGACUGCCUGUAUCACCUGAGAGACUGGAGCGUGACACGCCUACACCUGCUGCUACAGUAUUACAGAGUGUCUCCUUCCUGGUUGGAACCAGCCAAUGGCAGCUUACCUGACACCAGUCUGACAGGAGUAUGUUUGGUUUUGGAGCUGAGAGAUGAUGGCAGCAGACGGGAGGAGCCCUGCGGUCAACCUGCACUACCUGAAUACAGAGGAUACUGCCAGUUGCACUAUAAAGAGCGCUUGGUGGAGCUGAUCAAUCGUUGCCGUGCUGACCCAGCAGUCCUCUUCAGUCUGACGGAGAUGAUGGCAGAACUUCAGCGUUGGCAUGUCGCCAUGCCAACCCGGAAACCAGACGAACCGGAGCUGCUGUACGCCCAACAACUCCGCCUGACUCUUACCAAUAGAGUUCCACUCAGGAAGCAGCGACGGUCUCCACUCAAACUCAACAACGAUCUCUGCCCUCUGACCCCUGCUAUGGCUGCUGGAGCUCCGCCCCCUCACCUGCUGCUGACAGACUGACUCUGCCCACCCCCAAUACAGCAGCCAAUCAGAUGGCAGUGCUCUGUCAUCACAGUAACCACUGAUUUUUAUUUAAACAGAGACAUUAGGAGACCAAGUUUACAUCUGACCAUGCCCCUUUCACGUCACUGAAAGGGGUGUCUAAAAAUCUACUUGUCUGCUUCAGCUGCUGGCUUCAGACUGGCUCAGUGGUUUCCAAGGAAACAAAAUAAAAGGGACUAAAGAAACUGUUGUUCACCUUAACGACCUGAGUAUUGACAAGUAUUUUUAGACACUGUUCUUAUGAGCUAACAAUGCUAACGAGACUCUUCUCUAUAUUCUAGGAUCCACGUUUAUUUCAGUCAGCUUGGGCACCAGUUAGCACCAGUUAGCACUUGUUAGCGUGUGUUAAUUUAGAUUAGGAUAUAAGUCUUGACUGUGAUGUCCAUUGAGCCCUUAACCCUCUGUUGUAGUUC
This is a messenger RNA of Seriola dumerili (greater amberjack), 2585 nucleotides long. Its product is annotated as E3 ubiquitin-protein ligase RNF31-like. Lineage: Eukaryota; Metazoa; Chordata; Actinopteri; Carangiformes; Carangidae. Gene Ontology annotation, cellular component: LUBAC complex. Gene Ontology annotation, molecular function: K48-linked polyubiquitin modification-dependent protein binding; zinc ion binding; linear polyubiquitin binding. The record is from RefSeq and is a predicted model, not a curated record. The coding region runs from base 109 to 2130 and encodes 673 amino acids. Gene Ontology annotation, biological process: protein linear polyubiquitination; protein transport. The transcript has 17 exons.